AUGUUUCGGCUACUGUUUAAAGGCACUGAUGUAUUUCUCAAAAAGACAGAAAAGAUAUUUGUAAAAGAAGAGCACUAUCUAAAAGACCUGGUACGGUUAUUAGAAAAAACCCCAAAAAGAAUUUUAAUCAAUUAUAUGUCGUGGUGCUUUUUAAGAUCCAGAUUAUCCGAUAUCAAAGAAGAUUUGAAAAAUCUCAUUCAAGACUUUAAUGUGGUGUUCACCGGAGACGUUAAAGAAGUUUCUAGGUGGUUGGAUUGCGUAUCAAUUACCAGUUCAUAUUUUGCGUUUAAUGUUGGAUAUAAGUACGUCACCAAGUACUUCGACAAGUCUACGAAAGACAUGGCUACAGAAAUGGUUAAUAACAUUCAAGAGGCUUACAUGGAACGAUUAGAGAACAUAGUAUGGAUGGAUUCGAUUACUCGUCAAUCCGCUAUCGAUAAAUUACAAUCGAUGCACAAGUUUAUCGCAUACCCUGAUUGGUUCGAAGACACUUCGUAUUCACACAGUAAACUAAAAAUUGUAAAUAUGACGGACAGUUAUUUAAUGAACUUGGAGAUCCUACAAAUUGAAUCAAACUUAAAAAAGCUUUCAAAAUUAAACAGUAUUCACAAUCAUACAGAAUGGACGACGGAUAUAGUUAGUGUAAACGGAUACAACGAUAUCUACUCGAACGCAAUAGUUUUGCCGGCCGGAAUGUUACAACUUCCAUUUUAUCACAAGGGUCGAAUUCAAGCUUUAAAUUAUGGAAUGGUGGGCUUAGUCGUAGGACACGAAAUAAUGCAUGCAUUUGACGAUUCCGGUAGAAUGUAUGACAAACAUGGUAAUAGACGACAAUGGUGGACUCAAGAAACAAUGGAGACGUUUUCGAUAAAAGCUGAAUGUUUCGUACAACAGUAUAAUAAUUAUAGUUUGACUGUCCAGGGAAAUCAAGUUAAGAUAAACGGCCAAAUGACUCAAAAUGAAAACAUAGCAGAUAUAGGUGGUUUAAGUCAUGCUUAUAUGGCAUACCAAAAAUACGUAUCGACGCAUGGAGCAGAAAACCGGCUACCUGGAUUAGAGGAUCUGUCACCCGAACAAUUGUUUUUCGUAGGAUUCGCUAGUAUAUGGUGUGAAUCGACAACUGAACAGGCAUUAUUAAAUGAUUUAUUGACCGACGUCCAUAGCCCGGGUAAAAUUCGAGUAUUAGGAACCUUGUCGAAUUCUAACGAAUUUGCCAAAGCUUUUCGAUGUCCAAUCGGGUCUCCCAUGAAUCCGUCAGAAAAAUGUAAAAUUUGGUAA
Macrosiphum euphorbiae (potato aphid) is the source of this 1278-nucleotide messenger RNA. The record is from the annotation of a GenBank genome assembly. Lineage: Eukaryota; Metazoa; Arthropoda; Insecta; Hemiptera; Aphididae.